Molecule: messenger RNA, 828 nt
Organism: Rhodofomes roseus
Lineage: Eukaryota; Fungi; Basidiomycota; Agaricomycetes; Polyporales; Fomitopsidaceae
Exons: 2
Coding region: 226-699 (157 amino acids)
Source: RefSeq, a predicted model, not a curated record
CUUAAACAUCCCGUUCUUCCGGUAUAGCAUCGCUACGCUACCUUCACAGUGCCUGGCCGAGCGGGCGUACUGGGGACUUCAGGUAUGCAGCCUAGCGAUGCAUGCGUUGCGCUCUGCGCGGGUGACCGCAUCCGGGCUGCAUUCUGGAUGGCUUCCGGUGCAACUGGCAUAGGCCCGGGUACUGUCGAGCGGCAGUGGUGGGCAUGGCACGUAGCGUAGUGUCCAAUGCGUACGACGAGCACACAAGUAUCGUCGCCAUCCCUCGCGCUGACCACCGCGUGCGCUCUCCACCGAACCGCAUACUGCAUUCCUCCGCCCUCAACAUGCUCCAGCGACUCGAAUCUUGGUAUCCCACUUCCCGCGGCUCGCCGGUCCACCCAUUCUUCGUCUCCGCUUGCAUGGUCGCGUCAGGAGUCAUCUGUGAUGAUACCUGAUUCGACGAGUGACAAGUGUGGGGGCACCUCUGGCCAAGACGCGUCUGCACCUCGGCAAAUCAAAAACAAUGCAGUGCAAGAUGUGCUCGUACCUCGAGCUGCAGCUCAACGUCGAGGCGAAAGUACGGACGGAGCUCGAGGGCCAGGGGUCGAACCCAGCGGUGAUACAUGCUCCCUUCCUGGCGCCGAUACAAUCGCCUCGACGACUCCGUACGGCGCUGCAAGCACCGCCACGCAAGCUUUGCCGUACAACUAUUCAGGUUGAUGCCGAAUUCCAUGCCUACAGCCUGCCAACGCCACCAUGAUGUACUAUGGCCCGCCAAUGAACCCCGGCCCGCCUGCCCUGGGAUUUCCAAGCGUUCUAUUCGAGUCGGACAAGUCUAACAUCGUGCUC